AUGCUGUUCAUCUUUGUGCAUCCCGGUAUAUUUCUGGUUGGUUUGUUCCUGACAAUUGUGAGCGUCGCCAGUCUAGGUUCCUCCUUCGUCUUGCUCAACUCUUUUCUUCCGCUUCUCGUAGCAAAUCAUUCCUCGAUAAGCCAGAGUCAGGAGUUCCACUCUGUGCCACUUGAUAAUGUCCUCUCAGUCUCCGAAGACAGUGAUGGCGACAGCGACGACGACAACGACAACGAUGGCGAUAUUCCAGACAAUGAAGACUUGGCGCAAGAUAGGCUUGCGACUGUUGCGCUUCUCAGUCGUCUACCCCAGCAAGCGUUAAGCACCGUACCUGGAGACGUUUCACCUUCACUGAAGCUCUCCAACAUAAUCUCGUCGAAAGGAAUUGGUUUUGGAUAUGCUGCAUCGGUUCUUGUGCAAGUCAUCAGCAUCACCAUAAUUUUCGUUUACCGCCAGGCUCAAGCUUCAGGGUCCAAAAUCUCAACAACCAUGCCCCUGCGUACUGUUUUGUUUCUGGUCGGAUUUGUAUGGGCUGCAUUCACGGUACCCACCGCGUGUUGGCUCCGCCGUCGGCCGGGACCGCCAUUGCCCUGGAACGUCGGCAACAAGAAGUCAAGAGGAGGCAUAGUUCCCGGGCUUCGGUAUAUGCUUUUCUCAUGGGUCUCUUUAUGGCGAACCAUACUGAUUGCCGUACAACUUCGGGAAGUACUCAAAUUUCUCCUAGGCUGGUUCCUUCUCUCUGACGGCAUUGCCACGAUCACUGGCACUGCGAUUCUAUUUGCCAAAGUUGAAUUGCAACUCGGCGCCGCAGCCAUAGCACUUCUGUCCAUCACUGCGACCGCAUCAGGUAUCGUCGGUGCCUUGUGUUGGCCUAUGAUCGGCCGUUGUUGGAACAUCAAGCCUAUAUCCAUCCUGCUCAGCUGUAUCUGCCUAUUCGAGCUUAUUCCUCUUUACGGACUGCUCGGUUUUGUCCCAUUUAUCAAAUCGCUUGGCUUCCUUGGCUUGCAGAAAUGGUGGGAGAUCUACCCUCUUGGUGCACUCCUUGGGUUUAUUAUGGGAGGUAUCUCAUCGUAUGCUCGCUCAAUAUUCGGCACCUUGAUCCCUCCCGGGAUGGAAGCCGCCUUUUAUGCGCUAUACGCUGUCACAGAUAAGGGAAGUUCGGUAAUUGGCCCAGCCGUGGUGGGACGUAUUAUCGACAUCACAGGAUCCAUCAGAAUGGGAUUCUGGUUUCUUGCUAUCCUUAUGAUAUCCCCUGCACCCUUUUUUUGGUUUGUAGAUGUGGAGAAAGGCAGGGAAAGCGGGCUGAUUAUGGCUGAGAAGAGAAACGUAUCGCACGCGAAUGAAUCCAGCAUCCACAUGUGA
Messenger RNA from Alternaria arborescens, 1359 nucleotides. Its product is annotated as Autophagy-related protein 22-1. The coding region runs from base 1 to 1359 and encodes 452 amino acids. Gene Ontology annotation, biological process: amino acid transmembrane export from vacuole. The transcript has a single exon. The record is from RefSeq and is a predicted model, not a curated record. Lineage: Eukaryota; Fungi; Ascomycota; Dothideomycetes; Pleosporales; Pleosporaceae.